Messenger RNA from Anneissia japonica, 1197 nucleotides. RefSeq lists its product as uncharacterized. The record is from RefSeq and is a predicted model, not a curated record. Lineage: Eukaryota; Metazoa; Echinodermata; Crinoidea; Comatulida; Comatulidae. The coding region runs from base 1 to 1197 and encodes 398 amino acids. Gene Ontology annotation, biological process: DNA integration. The transcript has a single exon. Gene Ontology annotation, molecular function: nucleic acid binding.
AUGCUCAUCCAAGAACGUGAAAAGCCCAUAGAUGUCACUAAAUACUCUAGCUGGCGAAGACUGGUAAGAGUUAUUGCAUAUGUCUUCCGUUUCAUCACUAAUUCCAAAGCAAAAUGCUGCGUAGAUGAUGGCCCGUUGUCUAAACAUGAACUUAUGGUAGCUGAACGACAUUGGGUAAUUGAAGCUCAAAAAUCUCUGAAGGAGCUGAGAGACUACAAUUCAUUAAGUCCAUUUAAGAUGAAUGAUGUAAUAUAUGUAGGAGGUCGUACAUGUAACAAGAGACUGUCAUAUGAUCAAUCUUAUCCAGCAUUGCUUCCAAGAAAUCAUCCAAUAUCGUACUUAAUCACUGGACACAUUCGUGAAACUGGGCACUAUGGCCUUGCCACGACAUCCGCAAAUGUUAGACAGAGAUUCUGGAUAGUUCAGGGAACUGCUCUUGCGAAGACAAUCAAAUUCAGAUGCACUACAUGUAGAAUGUUUGACCAUAAGACCGAGAACCAGAUUAAGGUUGAAUUGCCAGUUGAACGAGUGACACCAUUUUCACCACCCUUUCAAUACACCUCUUGCGACUACUUUGGUCCGUAUCAUGUGAAAGUUAGCAGAAACAAGACGGCCAAACAUUAUGGUGUAAUUUUUACAUGUUUGGUUACUCGUGCUGUCCACCUAGAAAUUGCAGUUGACUGCUCAACACAAGAAUACGUCCAGGUCUUACGGCGAUUCUGUGCUAUGCGUGGAAGAGCAAAACUCCUGCAAAGCGACAGCGGUACCCAGUUUGUUGGAGCAGAACGUGAAUUGAGAGAGAUGAUUGCCCGAUGGGACAUACAUAAGUUAAAGGAGUACUGUGCUGAACGACAAAUCACUUGGAGAUUCACCACUUCACAUGCACCGCAUCAUAAUGGUUGUGCGGAAGUGCUUGUUAAAAGCUACAAACAUGCACUAAAGGAAUCUGUAGGUAGCCAACUCCUAACGCCACUCGAACUGUAUACAUACUUAAAAAAGGUUUCUAACCUGAUAAAUGAGAAACCAAUCGGAAGAAAGCCAACUGACCCGGACGAUGGAACUUAUAUCUGUCCAAAUGACAUUAUUCUUGGGAGAUCAUCAAGUCGAGUUCCACAAGGUCCAUUUUGUGAAACGAAAAACCCUCGGAAACGAGUAGAAUUUGUCCAGACGUUAGUUGAUGCUUUUUGGAAAGCUUGA